Messenger RNA from Epinephelus lanceolatus (giant grouper), 2827 nucleotides. RefSeq names its product forkhead box protein G1. The record is from RefSeq and is a predicted model, not a curated record. Lineage: Eukaryota; Metazoa; Chordata; Actinopteri; Perciformes; Serranidae. Gene Ontology annotation, biological process: regulation of transcription by RNA polymerase II. Gene Ontology annotation, molecular function: sequence-specific double-stranded DNA binding; DNA-binding transcription factor activity. Gene Ontology annotation, cellular component: nucleus.
AACCGUGCACACGCUGUGUUUGCCGACAUGAAUUCAAACUAUUACUGUCGUUGAGAAAACAAAGCCGAGGAGGCUGACUGCCCUCACUGCCUGUGCGCUUUUACGCACAUGCACAGGCGCGCACACACCCAGACAGACGUGCGUUUUUACGCACAGGCUCAGAAUGGGAUUUUGCGCACACAUGCACCGAGAGGAGGGUGCAUGACGCACGGCGCAAUUACACGAACGAAUUUGGGGGGAGAGGUGCACGCGCGUAAAUACCGAAAGAGGGAGAUUAAAGAGAGCAGAUAAAAAUGACAGGUUUGUGUUGUUGGAGACAUUAAAGGUCGUCAGAGUCGCGGCUUGGAGACGGACGGACGGAGAAGAAGAAGCAGAAAAGAGGAUUUGUUGACAAAAUCACCAAGUUGGAGAAGCUCCUCCUCUCCGUGAUGUAGCCGCGAGUCGGAACCUCCUUAAUUACUAAUUUCUCUACAUCCAAGCCACGCUCUCUCUCUCUCCUCCCUCCCUCUCUCGGUCUGUUUCUAUUCUCUCUCUCCACUCCUCCAUCCAUGCAUCUCUCAUCCUGACCCUCCUUUCUCUCUCCUCUCUGUCUCUCUUUCGUUUCCAGCCCGGAUAACGGAGGUGGACGAGCUUGGAGUUGUUAUUAUUUUUUUUCUUAUUAUUUAUUCCUCGUUUUUGGGAGACCCGCCACCGGGCAUGGAGGAUGUAAAAGACCCGCCGACCGUCCACCGGUCCUCCUCCUUCAGUAUCAAGAGCCUCCUGCUGCCCUCCAAGUGCGACAGACCAGACUCUGGUGCGGCUGCUGCUGCCGCCGCCGCAGUCGUCGGCAUCCCCGGGACCUUCUCUCCUUCCCCGGGCUCCGACUCUGAGAAGUCGCUGGACACACCGGAGGUUGACUCCACGGCUGCGGCUUUGGACCCGGAGAAGCCGGGCAAGGAGGAGCAGGGGGAAGAGGAGGAGGAGGGCGGAGGGGGAGGCGGAGGAGGGGACGGCGCCAAGGCCACGCCGGAGCAGAAUACUAACGGUAAUAACAGCGGGAAAAACGGGAAAUAUGACAAGCCUCCGUUCAGCUACAACGCCCUGAUCAUGAUGGCCAUCCGGCAGAGCCCCGAGAAGCGGCUCACGCUGAACGGCAUCUAUGAGUUCAUCAUGAAAAACUUCCCAUAUUACCGGGAGCACAAGCAGGGCUGGCAGAACUCUAUCCGGCACAACCUGAGCCUCAAUAAGUGCUUCGUUAAGGUGCCCAGGCACUACGACGACCCGGGAAAGGGGAACUACUGGAUGCUGGACCCGAGUAGCGAUGAUGUUUUCAUCGGAGGGACUACCGGGAAGCUCCGCAGGCGCUCCGCCACCUCCCGGGGCAAGCUGGCGAUGAAGCGCGGGCUGCGCUUCGCUCCUCUCGGCUUGGGGAUUAACGAGCGGACGAACAACCCGCUCUACUGGCAGAUUUCUCCGUUUCUCUCCCUGCACCAUCACCACCACCAUCACCCGCACUACAACGGAUCCUCACCCGGGUUUUUGAACCAGGCAGCCGGCUACGGGUCGCUGCUGCCCGCAGUGGAGCAGCUGAGCAACGGGGACCUGGGGCGCUCCAUCCUCGGCGGGUCGGCCGCCGGGGCGCUGGGUUUGACGAACAGUUACGGGAUGAGCACGUCGCCAGUCGGGCUGCUCUCCGGACAGACUGCCGGGUAUUUUGUCUCAGGGACCCAACACGCAGCGGCACCGGGGCCGCCAGGAGGAGGACCGCCUCCUCCGCCGCCACCGCCGCAUCUCCAGCAGAGCGCACAGGGGUUCGGCGGCCUGGCGACCAGCAGUUCCCCGCAGUCCCUGCUGUCGGACUCCCUCAGAAACAGCUCCCUACCGGCCUUCUCCCCGAGCGUGUCCGCGGGGUUCCCCGGGGUGCUGUCCCAUCAAAAGAGGGUGACCCCAAACGCCUUCCUAAACUGAACUCCCCCCUUACCCUCACCCUUCUCCCCCAUCACCUCUCCGUGGAUGGCACCGGGACGAGGACGCACAAAAGACGUCAUGUUAAGGGCAAAUAAUAAGCGUUAAAUAUCAAACAUUGAUCGCAAAAAAUAUAUAUGAAGUGACACUUUUUGGCCAUAUUCUGCCCCGAAGAGCAACGGGUUUAUUUUGGUGAUUUUUUUGUCGCAUUUGAUUGAAAAAGGGACAAACCUUUGUUACCCGCGGGUUGUACAACUGUAAACUAGACUUGCCAAAGGUAACGCUUUAAGUAUAUUUCAAGCUAUUUAUAUCUUGUACAAAGAUUUUCAGUACUUUCUUUGAGUCUUUUAUUUAUGUUUUGUAUUUAUUGUACAAUGUAUUUAAAUUCUAUUUGUCAGUGUAUACUUAUCAGUAUUGAGGAAAAGGGGGAGGGGAGGGGGGGGUGAAAUAAGACAUACAGGGUUAAUAAUUAUUUAUGAAUUUUGAGACAAUCAAGGAGAAAAUGAGACAAUCAAAACUUUUUCUUUUCUCUUUUACUGGGAGGAAAAACUUUUGAAUAAUAAUGAAUAUAACGCCUUAAAAUCAGCAGAAACAAUCAGGGGUUUUGAGAGGAAAAAUAAGCCUACAAAUCAUAUCUCUACUCAGGUGUGACCCCGGACAGGCCUAUAAUAAUAAUAAUAAUAAUAAUAAUAAUAAAACUGCUCUCCUGUGAAGAGUUUCCUUCCAAAAUAAUGAUAUCCAGGAAUAAAGCAAACUUUUCUCCCAACAUGGCAGACCUGUAGUGAAGCUAAAAAUAUCCUGACUGCUGCCUUUGAGUGACAUAAAUGUAGUUUUGGACUUGCCCCUUUAAAUAAAUAAACAAAUAAACAAACAAAUAAAUGGA